AUGGCGGCGCCGCCACAGGAGCCGAGGGGCUCCGCAGACUCGUUGGUCACCACCCGGAGGCCAGUGCCCACUGUGUCGUCCGUAUCCCACGAGCUGCCUGUCUCGCCGGGGCAGGUCGCCGAGCCUCCGGGCAAGAGCCUGUGGGAGCAGAUCUGCGAGGAGUAUGAAGCUGAGAUACCUCCUUUUCCAGAAGUAUAUAAACAAGAAGCUGUGAUUACUGUUGAUUCACCAUUCGAGGAAACAGUUUCACAUGGCGUCAAUACAGAGCAUUAUUUUCCAGUCCCCCGUUUAACCGUGUUCUCACAUGUACCCUGUCCUCAAGAUAAACUGGAAACAGCUGAUCCAAAAACAUGUUCCCCCAAAGAGUAUUUGGAAACUUUCAUCUUUCCAGUUCUGCUUCCUGGAAUGGCUAGGCUGCUUCACCAAGCAAAGAAAGAAAAAUGUUUUGAG
This is a messenger RNA of Galeopterus variegatus (Sunda flying lemur), 450 nucleotides long. Its product is annotated as IQ domain-containing protein K-like. The transcript has 4 exons. The annotation marks the transcript as partial. The record is from RefSeq and is a predicted model, not a curated record. Lineage: Eukaryota; Metazoa; Chordata; Mammalia; Dermoptera; Cynocephalidae.